AUGCGGGUCUUCUGCUUCAGAUUGCAUCAGCUGAAGUUCUUACCGGCAGUCUUUAGGUUUCCAAGGUAUUUCUCCGUCUCUCCUCUGAAAAUGGUGCUUGAUCUGGACUUAUACAGGGCUGAUAAAGGUGGUGACCCGGAAAAAAUCCGAGAAAAUCAGAGCAAACGCUACAAGGAUACGACACUAGUCGACCAAAUUGUUGAAGCAGAUACGAAAUGGAGAAAGUGUGAGUUAGGACUACAAUGUAGAACUUAUUUAGUUUGUCUGUUGAUGUUAAUUUACUUACCGAACCAUAUAAUUUUUCCUUUCAUCAGUGAGGUUCUCGGCGGAUAACUGGAACAAAUUAAAGAAUUUAUGCAGUAAACAGAUUGGUGAAAAAAUGAAGGUAUUAUACUUCGCUCUUUUUUCUCGAACUCAUUCUCCAAAUGGGUUGUAUAGGUUAUCCACGUGUGAAGUUUAAACUGGUCAGUCAAAUAGCAGAUAGUGAUUUCUUCCAUCUUUGACAGUUGAAAGCUUCAAUGGCCUUAUUUGAAACUUGCGUCAUCUCACUAUGAGGAUCAGUGAUUAUUUGUUGUUAGAAUUACAUUCAUCAGCUGUGGCAGCCACACAAAAUAGUUAUUGUUUUUAAUGAGUACAAUCGUACAUGAAGUAGUUUACUAAAUGCAUCUUUUCCUUUGCAGUGAGAAUGCAUUGUCUUAAUUUUUUCCGUUUUGCCUGUCUCUGAUUAUGUUCAGGUUAAUUUAAUCUUAUUCCAGAAACAUCUCCUGACAUUGCGUUUUUUGUUUCAUGUAAAAUGGUGAAUUGUAGGGUGCUAAGUAAUGGUAACAGGACUGAGUGGAGUCCAAUUCGGUCUGUAAUCAUAUGAGUGAUUAACAAAAUCAGACGACCGCGUAGCGGGAGUCCGAUUUGCUUAAUCACGAGUAUGAUUACAGACCGAAUUUUACGACACGAAGUUCUGUUACCAAUUAAUCAUAACUUUAACAAAAUUUGUGAUUUAUAGGACUCUUUUUAAAUCAAAACACAAGAAAUUCCAAGAUUUUUUCGCUAGCAAUGAAUAAAAAAAAGCCAUUUAAGCACGCGCGUGAUGGUGCGUACUGUCCAAUUACUGAGGCAUGACGCGUACUGUCCUAUUAAAUUGUCCUAUUAAGGCUGAAAUCAGGGCAGUUGAGAACCAAUCAGAUUUGAGAAUUUUGUUAUAGUUAUGAUUAAUGUGGUAAUAACUAAGUUUGAAAGGAGGUUAUUAUCCAUUUUCUAAAAACGUAUGGGUAUUUCAGUCUUUCUUUCCCAUUUCACAGAUCUUGUAGACUAUUUUUCUUCUAAUAGCUUGGACUCUCUUGUUUAAAGAUUGAACAUGUUAGUUGUUUUGGGGUGAGGGGAGGUGUUUUAGCAGACAAGUAGUUAUCAUUUUCGUUGUUUAUUAUUGUUUGCAGCGCAAAGAACCAGUUGGUGACAGUGAAGAAUUGCCUGAAAAUGUGGUCAAUGGCUUGGAGGAACUUACCCCAGAUAUAUUACAGGUACAGCCCUCAAGGUGCAUGUUGCAUGGUGCAUGUUGCAUGCUUCAUGUACACUCGCGUAAGAAACUGUCUGGACUAGCAGAAAGGGUGCUAUAAAACUGAUCCCUAGUCUCCGGAGAAAAACAUAUCUUUGGCACUUACUGCAUGUCUAGCAAUUUAAACGUAAACAGUCAUGACUGAUGCUUUACAGGAUACUGUAAAAUUCCGAAAUAAGCCCCGGGGCUCAUAUUCUUCAAAGACCCUUUUUGAGGGGCUUAUCUUUGGGGGGAAAUUACUAUUUCAAAAUCGAUUGGGCUAGCCUUAUAGUUGGAAGGAAAUUUACCGUUUUUGCUUUGUUUUACUUUGUAUUUGAGGGCAAUUUCCAAGUACAAGCCCCAGUAGGGCUUAUAAUUAUUUGGAGGGGCAAUUUAGCAGAGGGUUUUUACUAUUUCAAAAUCGAGGGUUUUUACUAUUUCAAAAUCGAUUGGGCUAGCCUUAUAGUUGGAAGGAAAUUUACCGUUUUUGCUUUGUUUUACUUUGUAUUUGAGGGCAAUUUCCAAGUACAAGCCCCAGUAGGGCUUAUAAUUAUUUGGAGGGGCAAUUUAGCAGAGGGUUUUUUUUGUGUGUUAUGAGUUUGGGGGCUUACAUUUGGAGGGGCUAAUUUUCGGAAUCUUAUGGUAGAUUCUGUCCUCUCAAAUUCCAUUGGUAACCUUGAGUUUUUAUACUAAUAUUUGGCAAAUUGUCAGGCUUGAGGUUCUUAAUCUGUGUUGUUUUUUUUAUACACAACAGAACCCCAAACCCCAUAACUCGAACUAGGUCCAAUAUCCCUUGGAUUUCAGCCCGCUUUUCAGACAUUUUUUCUUGGUUAACUUGAACUUGGAUAAGUCAAAUUCCCCACCAACUUGAAUGAAAUUUUCUUUCCUUUCCCUUUCAGUAGUCAACACUACAGCAAUUUGAUUAUAAUUGGUGAAGCUAACAGAUCACAUUUUAUCACUAAAAGUGGUUAAUCAUUUUACCGUUUCUCAUGAAAUAAGUUAUAUUCGCUCUGCCCUAUACACUGAUGUGCUGAAAAAGUCAGUAACUAUCAAUUAUUUUUACAUGGCAAAUUGAAGUUUGGAAUCAAACCCAAUAACUCUGUAUCUUUGUGCUUGAUAAAAAGCUAGUCUGAAAUGUCAGUUGUCUCCUCCCCCUAACCUGUCGAGGGCGCGAGGAAGAGAGACGUUUGAAUUCCGGGCAUUACAAUGUUAUCUUGUGAACGGUAUUUUCUGAUUGGUCAUUACAUUUCCGAAAUAGAAAACCUUUUAAUUAUUGGCUGAACCCGCUAAGAAAAAACUCAGGUUUGAAAUAGUAUUAACAGACUCAACAUGACUCAUAAUAAAUUGCUCAUGAAAGUGUGAAAUGUGACCUUAGAAUUAGCCUCUCUUGACUAAGUAAAGACUUAACCAUAGUAGCAACUGACGAGGAACACUUUCAUUCCAAUGCACUCCCAGUACAGUCAUAGAGACUAUUAAGCUAAAACAAAAGUAAUUGCCAACAGAGGAACUGUAGGACAUUGCUCUCCAGUCCAAAGACUCAGCUGAAAGACUCGCUUCUCUCUUGACAGGCUCCCAGCACAAUUCUCCUUAGUUAGUGUAGCUCCAGUUCAUUUAGCUACAAUUAAGAUCUGAGGUUCACUUACCCGUAAGAAUUCAACUUAAGAGCUUAGUCUAGCGUCAGAACACUGUAGCAGAAUAUCAUCAUCACAUUUAUGAAAAAAAAAACUACAUGCUUUUAGCUUUUCAGGUACUUUGGGGAAAACCAACUAAACUAAAAUCUUUAUUGAAAGGGUAUGUAGUUGCAAUAAAAAGCUUAAGACUUUAACAGAGGUUAAAGAAAAUCAGUACUAAACUACAUCUGUGAUCAAAUCCUGUCAGAACCCCAGGAAAUAUAUGCAUGAAACUGUGAGACCAGCUUUAUAACCUCUAAAUGUUAGACUCAAAGCAGCAAAAGUAAGAUUUGUUCAGUUAGAGUUAGGAAUACUCCGUGUACUGUAUAACCUAAGUGAAAGAAAGAAAAAGGGAAAACCUCUGAAGUUCAAGCAAAGUCUAAGGUCACAUUUGUAACUAUCACAAGCUUAUGAGUCAUGUUUAUCCUGUAAACACUUCAUUUUAAACGUGAAAAGUUAAACGCCUCUUUUCAUUUAUUCUGGAGGCAAGCAUUAUAAUGCUUGGAAGUCAGGCAUUCCCCCCCCUCCCCCACGCCCCUCAUGGGUUAGUGGGGGGAGACAACUUACAUUUCAGACUAAUAAAAACUCCAAAAUUCUGCAAAUUUCAAAAUUCGCUUCAAUAUUCCAAAAACGUAACAAAAAACAACAAAAUUUUAUUGUUCUAAUUUACAUAAAUGAUACCCUGAUGAGGGGGGGGAGAGGGGGACUGUGCACAGCUCCCCCAAAAUAACUAUAAGGAUAUGUGCUGCUCAAGGGGAUCUUGAUUUAGGAUCAUCUUCUGAUUUAGCUAUUUUAGUUGAUUAGUAGCCUUGUAACUGAAAAACCCUUUUAGGGAGUUGCAAUAAAGUAUGUAUGUAUGUAUGUAUGUAUGUAUUGAACACUUUUCCUAGAUAAGGAUAUACAAAACUUUUAGAAGAGGAAUUGCUGAGAACAGGUUAAAAUUGGCCUUUUUUACUUCAGUGGAUUCUAAAGGUCAUGACUGUAGGUUGGAACUGAUCGACCUCUUUUGUUCGUUUUGAUGAUUGAUGGAAGGAAAAAAAGUAACCUUUUACUAUAAACAACAAAAUCAAGGCUUCAUGACCAGCAGUUCAAUUUCCAAGCAUUUUAAGUUACAACCUCAGAUUACAUGGUCUAGUGAUAAAUUAUGCUUUCUUGGAAACUUUUUUUUUUUUAAAUUUGUGCUUUGAGCAACUUGUAGGUCUCCUAAAACCUGCUAAUUGGCUCAGACAACAUUCCGAGAAGGUAUUGUUAGUUUCCUGUAAUCCAAUUGGUUAGUUUUGUUUACGUGGCCCUGGUUACAAUGAUAAUAUUGUCACCUUGAAACAACCAAAUAUUGAAUGAAUUCUUAUCAAACAGGCUCUGACUGUGACUCAAAUCAAACAUAUCCGAACAUUGAUUGAUGGAAAUAUAGCAAAGUGUAAUGAGGAAGUCAUACAAGUGGAACAGCUUAGAAAUGAGAGGCUAUUUGAGGUUGGAAACCUUCUUCAUGAGUCUGUUCCUGUCAGCAAUGAUGAGGUAUUUUAGGGCUAUGCUAGGAAAUGUAUAAUAAUUAUUGUGCAUUAAUUUUGUUUGUUUGGAAAGGAGGAAACAGUGUCACCUUGUGUCCUUAAAUAAACUUGCAACCUGGGCUAAAUAAUGAAAGUAUUAAGAUAGAGCAAUCUUUGUGCAAAUACUUUGUUCAAAUUUGCUUGGAUUGAUUUUACAGUGUUUUAUUUAAGGUAGAAUUAGCAUGAUUUGUCAUUCAAUUCAAUCCAAUUUGUCAUUGGGUUAAAACUUGAAGAGUUUGAGGUUUGUUACUAAUAGAGCAAGUAGGUUUUAUGUGGCAUGGCCAAAGUGGUUGUUGCGGGAGAUUGCUCAAGUUGCAUGCAUUGUUUGUGCUCAACUCUUAGCAGAUGACUGCAGAUCUUUUUAUGUAAAUCCUUGCUUCUACCUUGCUGCACUCAGUCCCAAUCUAUAUGGAUCAACCUUUGCUUUAUGCAUGUUAAUAAUAAAUUACGUGCAGUUUGCUCACUAGUUUCCUUUGCAGCCGCUCAGGCCAGAGUCACACAAUGCUCCCUGGUGCCACGUACCUGCUUCCUUUCCCAGAAUAGAGCCAAUCAAACUGCAGCUUUCAUUUUCUUAUGAAUGCUCACAGGAGAAAUGCCCUCCAAUCACUUUGAUCCUUUUGUUUGACCAGAUGGCGGUGUCUUUAGAAGAUCUUUACUCUUUUGUCAUGGAAAUUUGGUAAUUUACAGGCUUUUAAUUCACAUCAGAAAUUAGCAAUUGCAGAGUUAAUUGAAAGAAAAAAAAUGACAUUUUCGUUAAUUUUACUGACUGGCUUUGAAAAAUUGCUAAUUUGCAAGCAUUGCUGCAAGUCAUUGACCACACAUCAUAUCGUAUACUGCAAACAACACUUGAAGCUGUUCCUAAAGUCAAAACAUGGCAGGAAAUCUUUACAUCCACGGAUAAAAUAACUACACUUAUGUAGGUAUUCUGUUCCAGGCAUUUCGGAGAAAACCUAAGAAACUGACAACUACACAUCAUAUCGUAUCCUGCAAACAACACUUCAAGCUGGACCUAGUGUCAAAACAUGGCAGGAAAUCACUACAUUCACAGACAAAAAAACUACAUGUAUGUAGAUUUUCUGAUCCAAGCAUUUCGGAGAAAACCUAAGAAACUAAAAUCUUUAAUGAAAGGCUAUUUCGCCACAAGAAAACUAAAAGCUCAAGGCUUUAAGGAGGUCAAAGAAAAUUAGUGCUAAACUGCAACUGAGAUCAAAUCAUGUCAGAAAAAAUCCACAGAAACGAAAACCACAGGAAUGAAACUGAUCAGCUUCAUGACCUCCAUUAAAAUGUCGGCGAGACUCAGAGCAACCAAGGUUAGAUUUUCUCAGUCAAAUUUUUAUCAUAAAUCUCCAUGCACUGCAUCACCCACAUGCUGGAAAGAAAACAAUAAGAGUAGGAAAAAUCUCUGUUAUUUUAGCAAGCCAUCCAAGGUCACGUUUUACACUAUCUUGAGCUUAAGAGUCAUGUUUAGCCUGUCAACAUGCAACUAAACGAGGCACUCAUUGGUCUGAGUAGACUAAACCGCAAAAACAGUGGGAAAGGAAAGUACAUCAGUUUGAAGCAGCCAUGUGGGGGCGGGGAGCAUUGCAUGACUCUGGCCUGAGCAGCUGGGAAGGAGACUGUUUGCUCAGAAGUUACCUCAGAAAUCUUAUGACAAAACUUGAGCUUGUUGCCCAUCUAGAAUAGCUCCGCUAAUUGUGGGUAACAUAGACCUAACUCAUUUGACAAUUGAAUAAACUGUUGCUGUUGCUGUUGAUAAUAGAGGAUAGAAAAUGGGAUGAUUGUUGGCAGAUCAGUAGCCUGACUGCAUGCAGGGUAAUCUUUAAUGUGCCAUUUCUUACUCCUUUGGUGGGGCUACCACUAGGCUAAAUCCUGGUAAGAAUACUGGUUGUGACUAGCUAGAUCAUAUCACAGUACAGAAUAAAAAGAAAGUUCUUUAUUUGUACUCAUCAGCAUUAGGCAUCAUUGUUAGGAUAGUACUGACAUUUUCAUGUUUUCUUAUGUAAUGUUCUCAUGACUCUCAUAAUAUGACAUUUUUGCUACAGGAGGAUAACAGAGUAGAGAGAACUUGGGGUGACAGUUCAGUGAGAAAGAAGUAUUCACAUGUUGAUCUGGCUUACAUGGUGGAUGGAGUUGAUACAGAGCGUGGUGCCAGUGUAGCUGGUAGCAGAGGAUACUUUCUCAAAGUAAGUUUUACAAUCAUUAUUCUUUUGCCAUGAAACUUAAUGUAAAAAAAAGAACAACAUUUUGACCAUCCAAUGGUCAUUUUCAAGUUCAGAAGUAAAAGUUUAGCUUGUGCAAUUGUGAAAGGGCUUAUGAGAUACUGACUAAAGAACUCUGAAAUAUUUACAUAGAAGCAAUGCAAGAAAAUUACAGCGUGAAUGAUAAUGGAAUGCUAAAACGAUGAAAGAUAUAUAAAAGUGAAAUAAUUAAAUAAUAAUUAAUAAUAAUAAAAUUAUAUUUAAAUUUAAUUAUUGUUAAAUAUAAUUAUCAUUAAAUAUUUAAUAAUUUAAAUUUCCCUUCUAAAUAUCUUUUAUCGUUUUUAUCAUUUUAGAGCACUGGAAUAUUACUGAUAAAGUCCAGGGUUCAGGGUUGACAUUUUCUCUGAUUAGAACACUGAUAGUUUUUCACAUUUGUCCUUUGCUGUGAUUCUUUUAAAUUGGUGAUUUUAUCAAAAGCAAAUAUUUGUUGUUUCUGUGAUAGUGAUAAAAAAUUGCCAGCACAAACACACAUGCCUCAUACCAGUUUGUAUCUUGGCAACUUAGUUGAGGGAAUCAUAUUCUUCAGGAUCAGAGGGUUUGAUUCACAGACUCAUCAUGUCCAAUUAUUGUCUUCUUACACUACAACUGGUUAAAUAAUCAUUUAGUUGUGGCUUUUCAAAUAAAGGAUAUGGUGGUACAUUUUAAAGGUUUGAUUCAUAUUAUAGACUGUGAAUGAAAUCCUGAAGUUUUCAAAGGAAGCUGAUGUGAGCAGCACUUGUCUAUGAUCUGUUUGUGCUGUAGCUUGGGAACAAAAUUCUUUAGUGUUGUUACUGGCUUUGUGGAACCUCUGUGUUACAGGGUUCGUACAGGUCAUGGAAAGCCUGGAAAGUCAUGAAAUUUAAGAAUUGGAUUUUCAAGGCAUUGAAAGUCAUGGAAUGUAAUUGUCGGUCCUUGAAAGUCAUGCAGAUGGCAAAGCAAGGAUAAUGCAAUAUAAAGAGGAGUAGUUAAACAGCAUGAACAGCACACAUUUUGGUGGAUAGCAGAGUUUGUUUCUGUUGAACUGUUCAAGGUAAAAAAUAUAUGCUAAAACAAGUAAGGUUUUGAAAAUUUUCAAAAAUGACAUUCAAACGUAAGGUGGUGGAAAACUAAAAAUGUCAUGGAAAAAGUCAUGGAAAGCCAUGAAAUUUGAAGAACUUAAAAGAGUAAGAACCCUGUGUUACGUCAACACAAAAUAAUCAGUGUUAAUGAUUUUUACUUUAGGGGCCACUUGUCUUCCUUGAACAUGCUCUGAUCCAGUUGGCAACACGCAUGUUGCACAAGAAAGGAUUUGUUCCUCUUUAUACGCCAUUUUUCAUGAGGAAGGAAGCCAUGCAAGAAGUUGCUCAGCUUAGUCAAUUUGAUGAGGAGUUGUACAAGGUCUGUAUCAGAUAACUAGAGUAACCAUUGUGUAGUUCCAGCAAAUAUCCAGACCCCCACCACGGAGGGAAUUUCACUUAGGACCCCCCCCACCUCCCUGGAUUUUCCAUUUUUGCAGGGAACUGAUGACCCCCCACCCCUUCGGAAUUUCCACAAGUGUGACAAAGACCCCCCAACCCCUCUGGAAAAGUUCAUUUUCACAAAGAGAGACUAUUAAAGUAGAAGAAUGAGGCAACUUAUGGUUAGUACCCAACGGUUUCCAUCAGAAGCUUGUAUGCUUCUGUUUCCAUUUAUUUGAGUGAUGUCGCAACAUCAAAACACACUACACCACCACAAAGUAACCUGAUCUUUAAUUUUUGCUCAUCUCUUACAUUAAAUGAAACAGAGAAAGUUAAUAAGUCGGUUAUAUUUGUGAAUUUACCUUAAUCAGGGCAAGCUUACGAUUUGUUAUUCGUCUAAUGGGCGUAAUGUUGAUAGAAUUGACGCCAUUUCGCAUGGGAAAUGCAGAACAAGUCAAACAAACGACAACAAAAUUAAUGCAAAACAAAGGGGAGAAUAAAAUCUCUGAAUUCUGAAAUGAUAACAAUGAAUACCCCCUGCAUUUUGAAGGUAAUUGAAGGGAAACCAAGUUCAAUUUACUGUUUUUCGAUCGACUGAUGCGACGUGAUGCGCGAUGGCCGUAUAAAUGUUUGGUGAAAUCGACACCAUUUCAGCGAGAAUUCGAUCAAGAACAUGCCACACGUUCAACCACAAAAUUAAGGGAAAAUGAAAAGGAGAAUAAAAACUCUUCAUUCUAAAGUGGUUACAAUGUACAGCUUGUGCUUCGUGAUGCAAAAAUUGCAACUCUUCUGAUCUAUCGAUCGACUGACGCAACGUGAUGUGUUGCGUGAUGUGUUGCACGCGUUGAUGUUUUGAGGAAGACUGGUAACCAGUAAUGGCGGCCGAAUAUACGAGCAUGCGAUAAAACGAGUUGUAGUCGGUCUAAUUCCUUUGAAAUUAGAUCCAAAACGCUUUUGGAAGAAAGGAAACCUGGUUAAGAUCAAAAGGAACAAUCUUAAGUGAUAUAUUUCAAGUUAUUUAUGUCCUAAAAUGAUCUACCAGGUCGGUAAGAAGCAAUGUUCGAACUCAGGUCGAAAACGAAAUGAUAUUGCCCCCCUGGAAAGUGAUUUUAUGGUCCAACCCCCCUCCCUUUUGGAAUUUCCUGGGCCUCUGACCCCCCCACGCCCUUGGAAUUUCCAAUUCCCUCCGUGGUGGGGGUCUGGAUAUUUCCUGGAACCACACAUUUUGUUUUUGUAGCUAGAGUCUGGCAUGUAGGAAUGUAUGCACUGUCCCCGCUACUUUCAAAUUUUUGGGAAAAAAAUUAGGUGUAUUCACUUAAGAUGCAGUCAACACACUAUGAAUAAAAAUACUGCAUUAACCUGCACAGCUGGUCUAGAAAACUGCAGUGUGGGUUUGAGACAGGCAAACAACACAGACAUGUUUUGCACUUUUGAAUGGUAUGCAUGUAUCAGGGGCACCCAACGAGGAUAUAGUUCAAAACCACUUAACAUAGCAUUGUUGAACGUAUUUUAGUACUCAAACGGUAGAUAUAGGCAUAUUUUUAUCCCCUAAAAACUUUUCAUCUGUUCGGAUUUCCUAGCUGAAAGUCUAGUGAUCCGAAAAUUAUAGGGAUAAAAACUUACCUUCUCGAAAAUUUUAGCCAGGAAAAGGCUCUCAAAAGUUCUAGGUGGCCUUUUUUGGGGUCAAAAUCCGUUAAAAAUGGGUAAUUAUACCAUUUUGUAGAUGUUCGAAAAUCCUAGGAGAGGCAGGCAAGCAAGAAAUUUUACAACAAAUGCUCCGAAAAUUUUAGAUCUCAAAUUGUCUUCCGAACAGAUAUUUUCCCGAAAAUUGCCGUUGGGUGCCCCUGAUGUAUGUUUUUUGUUUUUUUCUUGAAAAACACACUCAUGUGUCCUAGCAGAUAUAUUUUCUUUGUUACUUGGCGAUUGUCAUAAUUUCAAGGGUUUUUUCUUAUAAUCAAAGAACAUCACUGGCCAUCACAUGUGAUUAAAUUUAAGGUUGUCAGUGAUCAAAUUAGAAGCCUAUCAAUGGUUUAUUUUUCUUGUCUUGGAUUAGGGUAAUGUUUCUGGAACAACAAAAACAACAACAACAGGAAAUUGGUCAAGUUGAACCAGUAGAUUUACCCAAAACAAACAUGGUUACCUGCACUUGCCUUUAGUUAUUGGGCAAUUCCAGAAAAUAUCCAUACCCAACCACGGACGGCUUCCAUGUUUUAACCCCCCCUUGCCUUCGGAAAUUCCAAAAUGCGCUACCCCCCCAUGCCCUCAGAAUUCCAUAGUCGUGAACCCCCCCUCCCCUUCAGAAUUUCCGGGUUUUUUUGGAAGUACAUUUUCGACUUAGCAACGCCUAUAAGAACAAACGAACAUGAAUUUAUGCCUCCUCAAGGCUGUGAUCUAGCGGCGCCAGGUGACAAGCUUUACUCUUCAGUGACAAGAAAAACCUACGCUAGUUGCCAGGCCGUGCAAACUCCUUUUUAAGUCCGAAUUUGGCUAUAAAAAUAAACACCACUUAAGGUAAUUUUACUCCUCUUUGUUUUCUUGUGCUGUUUUGACGUUUACAAAGGAAAAUAGCUCAAACAGACUGUUAAAAUCUUUUGGCGGUCAAAUAUACCGUCGAGUCGUGUUGCGUCCUUUUAUACGUCAUGUAGUGCGCACGAAAAGCGUUCUAAUCUGACAGGCGUUCCUUGGAAGUGAGGGACUGGUGCGAGUUUUUUACUGUUUAUCGGACGGUUUCGGACGGGAGUAACAAGAAAUUUGCAAGGGGUAUUAAAAGAUACAUUUUCAGUUUUUAUUCACGUGACAAGAAAUUCAUCAAGGUAAAUGUGAAACCAACGUUUUACUGUUCACUUCUAUAAGUUAUGAGCGUAAACAUGUGUCUGAUCUAUCGAUGCUUGUCUUCUGCUUCCGCGGUCAUACGUUCGUGGUUUAUUUACAAACUACAAAAGUCCACAACAAUAGCGUUUUCCAGGAACUUACUCUACACUUUCUACUCCAGAAAUCCAACCUGUGGAAUUCCCCCAUACCUUCGGAUUUCAAAUCGUAAAUACCCCCCCAUGCCUUCAGAAUUCCAUAAUCGUGAAUCCCCCCUCCCCUUCGGAAAUCCUUAAAGCCAUCCGUGGUAUGGUAUGGAUAUUUUCUGGAAUCGCCCAUUCCAUGGUUAAGUCAACUUAAUCUUGAGUCCUUUCUUUAAGGAGUCAGUAUAAUGUGCUUUCAGGUGAUAGGCAAAGGUGCUGACGAGGCUGGUUAUGAAGAAAGAUAUCUCAUUGCUACUAGUGAACAACCAAUUGCAGCAUUUCAUCGUGAUGAGUGGUUAGCUGCUAAUGAGCUGCCCAAGAAAUAUGCAGGCUUCUCAACAUGUUUCAGACAGGAAGCAGGCUCACAUGGACGAGACACUCGUGGUAUUUUUAGGGUUCACCAGUUUGAAAAGGUUGGUGUUUUGUGUAAUACAGUAGAACCUCUCAUAAGCGACCACCCAAAAUGCCAAUGCUCAGCUAGCUUUAAAAGGUGUUUAUUAGCAAAAUGUCCGUGUGUAAAUGGGUUUCAGUAACUUAUUCUCAGACCCGGUUCAGACGCCAAACUUUUCAUGAGCCGAACCUAAUCCAAAUUAAGGCCGACCCAAAUUAUUAAGACCAGCUGAAUUGAUUCAGACACUUAUCUUAAUUGCAGCUGAACUAAGAUCAAAAGGCGAAAAAUACUCAUUUUGGUCAAACUGCUUACAAAAUAUGUCAUAGUAAUUUAUGCAUUAGGUUCAGUACAUGAAAAGUUCGGUGUCUGAAUCAAAUCCAUUCCAAAGUCGCUCCAAGGGCGAAAUUCCCAGCUGGGCUAGGCAAAAAGAACAGCUGAGCUGUUCCAAAUUGAAACAGGUGUUCUUAAUUGAUUCAGACGCCGAACUUUCCAUGUACUUAAUUCAAUGUAUUAGGUUCGGCUCAUGAAAAGUUUGGCGUCUGAACCGGGCCUUAGAUUCAUUUGUAUUACUUCCAAUGAUAGACCAUAAAUACUUGAUUGUUUUUUAAAUUGACACUUGCUGCCAGCUGGUUGCUGCACAUUAAUGUCUUUAAUUCAGCUGCUCUAUUUUUAAGAGAAAUAUUUUGUAACUGUGGAUUGUCUUCUUAUAGGUAGAGCAGUUUGUGAUCUGUUCUCCUCAUGACAACACUUCCUGGCAGCUUUUCCAUGAGAUGAUUGCCAAUGCUGAAGAGUUCAACCAAGCACUUGGGCUUCCAUACAGAAUAGUUAAUAUUGUGUCUGGUGAGUCACAUCAAACAAAUCUUUUAUGAUCCAGCAAAUUAAUAAAUAAAUAUAUUUGCUCAUAGUAUUAUGUAUUUUGGGCAAAUCACUUUGUCUUCAUCACUCCUGUUGUGGGGCUGGUAAGGGGACUAGUAAGCUCUGUUAUGGUAAAAUUUUGAACCGGCGACAUGACUUUUAAACAUUGUCAAAAGACUGAUGAAAUGCUAGUAAGCAACAUGGACAUUCACAAAUUCAUGGCCUCCUCCUCAAUACCCGGGGAGGAGACUUCCAUAUGAAAUGGGCAGGGAUGCUCGUCAGGAAUUUUGAAUUAAGCCCCUAAAGGAGACCAAUUUAUGCAUGGCCCAACCUUUUUUUGACCCCUAAAAGAGAUCAUUUUAAACUUUGAUUAAAUGAAUCGAGUAAAUAAAACGAGUUGAAAAUACAUAACUUUUUUUAUAUUUCUUCACAUGCAACCCUAAAAGAGACCUUUACUGUUAAAUAUAAUGGCGUUUUGAACAGAGCACCCUAAGUGAGACCAAAAUCCUAAACUUACACCCCUAAGUUAAUAGGGUGAUGAAAGGGGGUUAAAGAAUUAUCAAAUAAAUGUUAGUCCCUGAAAACUGUAAUUUGUUCUUGAAAAAUCCUUGGAAAGUUCUUGAAAUUUGUUUGUCUGAAGCUGUACCAUGUACUAACCCGCAUUUCAUUACUGCUAAUAUGUAUCCAAAGUGUGGAAUUAAGUGCUAAUUUUGCAACAAUAUCUUUAAGGAUGAUCUGGAAUUCUUUAUUGGUAUAAUCUUGGAUCAGGGUUGUUAUCGUUAUUGUUCCUGUACCCUCUUUCAAAUCAUGCUUUUACAUCGCAUAAGUGUCUAUUGUUAUUACACUGUUUUGUAGACAUUAUUAGGAAGUUGAUUACAGCUAUAACUAUUGGUGGUUACAUUUGACUGACAGGUGAACUCAACAAUGCAGCAGCAAUGAAGUAUGAUCUAGAGGCGUGGUUUCCUGGAAGUGGGGCUUUCCGUGAGUUGGUGUCCUGUUCGAAUUGCACAGAUUACCAAGCAAGAAGACUAAAAGUUCGCUUUGGUCAGACAAAGAAGAUGGGAGAAGGGGUAUGGCAUUAAUUUCUUUUCUUUGCUUCCUUGACGAUUCCUUCAUAAAAUAAUUAGCAUGUUUCUCUCAAAUUCCAUCUUCCCAGAAACCAAUACUAUUGUCACUUCAGCUUCAGUUUUUUUGUUUGGUACAUUUGUCACCUUUUAGAUAAUGCUCAAACAGAUGUCUGUUUUAGUAGCGAAAGGUGUAAAUGGCAGGUUGCAGUUUACAGGUUGGAGGUUGCAGGUCAGAAUUUCAGACAAGGUCACGCAAAAACCUGAAGUGGCGAAAAAAGGGCUCACAUACCUUUUUAAUCCCAGACCACCCCCAAGCCCCUGAAAUGAUAGAAAAAAAGAAGACGUAACCGUACUUUAAAGACCAGCACAGAUGAGGUCCCCUAGGUGUUGGCGUCACUGUAAAGACUUAGAACAACAAACCGUUCGAGUGUAACAGGAUCCAAAUAAAAUGCUCUUUUCCUAAUAAAGUGAAAAAAAAACGGAAAUGUCACGUGCAAACUGUAAGUGGGUGAGACCAGCCUUUACAGAAUUUUUCAAGCCCCAAAACUCCCAGAACUCAGAGUACCUUGAAAGAGCACCCCGUGGAAUUUAUAUAAACCAACCCAUCAAUGCCGAGAAGACCGUUAUCCGUUGUCUGCGACCGUAUUUCGAGAUGUAAAGUAAGUAAGUAAGUAAUUUUAUUUAACCACAUAUCGCAUAUGAGCGAUAGCUCGUUUAAAUGCAAAUGUGCCAUAAAAAUUACAACGUGAUAAUUUACAUAAUCUACAUGUACAAGUAAUGAAUAAAAAUAAGAAAUAGAAAAAUUAAACCAACAAAAAAAUAAUAAUAAUUUAAAAAGAGAAAAUAUUGGUAAUCAGAUUGUCUAUUUACAAAAUUCACAGCUGCAGUCAUACGAUGAAGACAACUGUAUGUUUUGUAAGUUUUUCCUAAAGAUAGAGAGGGACUCCGACAUCCUUAUUUUGUCUGGUAGAUUGUUCCAUUGUUUGCCAGCCUGGUACGUGAAAGAAUGUUGCAUAUAAAAUGAGGUCGGUCUUGGAAGAACAACCUUAAGAUGGCCCCGUAGGCUGUAACCAUUGCUUCGCAGUACCCGAAUGUAGUUCGGUGCCUGGUUAUAAAUGCUAUUGUAUACGAGUAUCAGUGCUUGUUCUAUGCGUCGAUGUUCCAAGCUUUUGAUAUGUACAGUUUUAAGUAGCUCUUCGUAAGCAGUCGAUUUAGAGUAGUUAAGAAGAGUCCUAAGAGCAAAUGCGUUGGUUGACUCUAGUUUUGCAGACAAACCUUUACUUAGACCUAUGAACAAUGGUGAUGCAUAUUCAAAGUGAGGCAGAAUAAAUGCUUUGUACAGUUUAAUCAUAAUAUCUGAGGGUAUAAGUUUACGAAUGCGACGAAGAAUUGAAACUUUUGUGUUCACUUUCCGGCAAAUUUCUUUAAUAUGUGCUUUAAAAGAGAGUGAAUUGUCGAUAAUUACACCAAGGAGCUUGAUCUGUGGAACGUAAUCCAGUUCAUUACUGUCAAUAACAAAGGGCGUUGGUAGAGUUGCUCUAUUGAAGACGAUGGAUUGAGAUUUACUAUGGUUAAUCGCCAGGAAGUUCUUACAAAACCAGGAAACGAGUAGACCAAGGUUGUUUUGUAGAUUUAUUUGCAAGGUGGAUGGACAUGGGCUUGAAGAGUAGCCCGUAGUGUCAUCGGCAUAGAAUCUUAAGGAGCACGAAAUAUCUGAAAAAUUCACAUCAUUCAUAUAUAUAUUGAAGAGAAGGGGGCCCAAGAUUGAACCUUGAGGAACUCCACACUUCAUAAUUUGCAGAUGUCCCCUUUAUAGUUCCAUUUCAGGGGUUCAGGGAACGUCUAAGAACAAAUUCUAGGGCUCGAGAAGGCAUAAAAGCACUAUUUUGGCCAACCUCGUUCCCAGGGUUCUCUCCUACCCGUCCCUACGGAGCGAGAGAGACAGGCAGGAAAGAGAACCUGGAAACGAGGUUGUAUUUUGACCCACUUCCAGUUGUUAUGGACACUUCCGGUCUCGAUGUGACCUUGUCAAACGCGGAAAUUCUGAUCUGCAACCUGCAACCCACAACGUAACCUGCGAUCAGGCUUUUUUCCUUCUUCGUUUUACAAGAAAGAGAGUAAAGGGAGAGCAUGAUCGCAGAGUACCUGCAACCUGCAAACUGCAAUUUACACCCUCCGUCUAAGUAGCUUAUGUCGAAAAAAUCAGCAGUUUCUUAUUUCGGAACAAGAUUCAUAGCGUUUUGGUUCACAGUGUCAAAAGGAUUAGUCGCAGUGUUAUUAGGAGUCAUCUGUUUGUGUUUCUUUUCCUUUCUUACAGACGGAAUAUGUUCACAUGUUAAACGCUACAAUGUGUGCUGUGUCAAGAACCAUUUGUGCGCUCCUCGAGAAUUACCAAACAGAAGAAGGAAUAGCUCUUCCUCCUGUCCUUAAACCACUUCUUCCCGAGGGCUUGGAUUUUCUUAAAUUUGUCAAAUCCGCACCGAUUGAGGAAAAACCAGAAGCUAAGAAGCAAAAAAAGAAGACAAAGAACAAACAGGGCCCUCAAAGUGAUACAUGUUUAGAAGCUAAAAUGGAAACCAUGGAUGUCAACAAAGAAUGAAUCAAGACCAGACUCGCACUUGUUAAUUGAAUCUGUGAUCGGUGUGAUCCGAUAAGUUAUGAGAAUAAAUUCGUUGUCGCUCUAGCUUUGAUUAUAAAAAUAGUCGAAGUAAAAAGUUAUAAAUAGCACUCUAUUAAGCCUCUUUAAGUUUUGGGUAGGAGAAAGGAAAUGCGUUAUCUUCGUCGCCGAAGCAUGCGCCCUUCUAAAAGGAACUGUUCUCCGCGUUCGCGUGUUUUCCUCUUUCAGAGCAAAAUGAGUUGACUGUUUUAGUUCAAUAGACAAGUGUAUUUACCGUGAGAUGAUAUAAUUUUAAUGGCUAUAAGUAUUUAGGUAAAUAUGAGGAGCUAAACGAUGAAGUGAACCACGGUGAGAGAGGUAGGAGUCAAUUAGAGAAUGCGUGCGUACUUUUCGCUUACGUUUGGUCUUGCUUGGCCCGCAACACGGGGCAUCGUAUCUAGAAAUUGUUGUCUUGAUCUAUCAACUUUCACCAGGAGCAAAGAAUUGUCGCAAGCCUCUAUUUCUCAUGAGUAGAAGUCUGAAUAAAGUAGCACAGCACUCUUUCAAGUCUUGUCUGACUUUAAAAAAAAGAAACGCACGAGACUUUUGUUCUCAGUUAUGCGGUUUACUUUACGGUUUAUCAUAUUAAUGCAUUGAGCAGACUAAACCAUUCGUAGAGCCUUGACUUGGAAAUCAGUGCACUAGAGGGUGAUGGAGGUUGGCCGCUGAAUAGAGGCUCGUCAGAAGUUAGCAUAACCUUUAGCCAAAACUUCACUUCACUUUGAGGAGCUUCAGACAACUUCCGCACAAAAGACAGCGGCUCUAUCACUCAACAAAACUACUAGAGUAUAUCCUAACAAACAAGCAAAUUCUCCUCAAAAUGUCGUGGUGAGGUUUUCCCAACUUUGCACAAACAAUUCUUCUGUUUAUACUAUGGCGUAAACUUGAUAAUGCAUCGGACUAAGGCGGCGAUGUCUGUAAUAGCCUGUGCCAGGCUCUCAGAUAGUAUAGUGCGGACGUAUUAAAACGAGCAAAGCGAGCGCGACCUUAGAAAGGGGGCGAUGGAGGCGAGAAAAAUGGGAGAGAGACGACGCCCUGUCUCUCCCCAGCUCCCGCGCGUUUUCGCAUUUCUUUUUACUGAACGAC
Molecule: messenger RNA, 17484 nt
Organism: Porites lobata
Lineage: Eukaryota; Metazoa; Cnidaria; Anthozoa; Scleractinia; Poritidae
Source: the annotation of a GenBank genome assembly